Ilyonectria robusta is the source of this 273-nucleotide messenger RNA. RefSeq lists its product as uncharacterized. The transcript has a single exon. The annotation marks the transcript as partial. The record is from RefSeq and is a predicted model, not a curated record. NCBI's taxonomy places the organism in Eukaryota, Fungi, Ascomycota, Sordariomycetes, Hypocreales, Nectriaceae.
CGAGCGUUGAGUGAGUGGAACAAAGCGAAUCUUACGAAAAGUGGCUCCGUUAGGAAGGGGGCCAGGAUGCCGUUCUUUUUGAAGGAAGAGAACCGGAUUUCAAGCAGCGACUGGCGUGUGCUCCAGGCGCUGUGCGAUAUCCUACUAGACUUUCAGCUAGUAGUUAAAGCCUUGGAGGGCGAUGGACAGGGGAAACACCAAAAGCAAGGUCAAGAAGAUGAGAUUGAGCUUCUAUUAUCUGGUAAGUCCUGGCUGGAUGGAGUCAGUCUGUAA